Molecule: messenger RNA, 260 nt
Organism: Tetrahymena thermophila SB210
Lineage: Eukaryota; Ciliophora; Oligohymenophorea; Hymenostomatida; Tetrahymenidae
Exons: 2
Source: RefSeq, a predicted model, not a curated record
CAUUAAUCUCUUAAAUUUGACACUUCAUCUUAGUUUUAAAUAAUAAUCAUACUAAUUGAAAGUAAAAAGCAAGUGUCUUAAAUUAAAAAAAUUAGUUGUCUUACAGAUAAAUAAGAGUUUUUUUUUGUGAAGGCAAGUGGUGAAAAAGUAUGAAUAAAUAUAAAAUAUUUGAAUAAUAUAAAACAAUAUGUUUAAAAAUAUAAUAUUUUGUAAUAAGAUAAUUUAAACUAAAAUAUAGUUAAAUUUAUUGUCUUUUAAAU